Pollicipes pollicipes is the source of this 843-nucleotide messenger RNA. RefSeq lists its product as uncharacterized. The transcript is spliced from 4 exons. The coding region runs from base 1 to 843 and encodes 280 amino acids. Lineage: Eukaryota; Metazoa; Arthropoda; Thecostraca; Pollicipedomorpha; Pollicipedidae. The record is from RefSeq and is a predicted model, not a curated record.
AUGUUUCGCAACACCGCCAGCUGGCAGCUGGUGCGCUGGCCGGCCGACGGCCGCUGCUACCCGAUCUUCCAGCGCGGCCCGUGCGACGCCACGCAGGAGCUGGUGUGGGACGCCCGCCGUCAGAUGGCGCGCAGCUACUGGCCGCACACAGACUCCUGCUACCAGGAGUACACGCGCGGCCCCUGCCCGCACGGGCUCGUCUUCGUCUACAACAGCACGCGCGGCGUCGUCGAAUGCGCCUGCCACGCGCGCAUGCUGGAGAACUACGACGCGCGCACGGGCCAGUGCUUUCCGCAGGGCGGGCGCGGCCCGUGCCCACCCGGCAACACGUUCGCCUUCAACAACGCGACGCGCCGCACAGAGUGCCGCUGCCCGGCCGGCAGCCUGGUGCGGCCCGAGACGGGCGCCUGCCACCGCGCCUUCACGCAGGGCCCGUGCCCGCGCGGCCGCUUCGCCUCGCCGCGGCCCGGAGCGCCACACCAGGCCGUCUGCGUGGCCAACCCGUGCCAGCGCGGCGAGCUGUACUUCCCCGACGACGGCUUCUGCCACCGGAUCGGGCGGCGCGGCCCGUGCCCGGCCGGCCAGCUGGUGCAGUACGAGGCGUUCCGCGGCGUCAGCUACCGUGGCGCGUGCGGCUGCACCGAGCACUUCACACAGAACUACUGGCCGGCCGACGGCCGCUGUUACGAACAGCACACGCGCGGCCCGUGCCCGGCGCGGCUCACGUUCGUCUACAACGCGACGAGCGGCCGGACCGAGUGUCAGUGCGCAGCGCGGCGCGGGCGCAAGCUGUACGAGGCCGCCGUGCUCGAGCGGCUCGAGCUGAUGCGCAUCACGCGGUGA